Galeopterus variegatus (Sunda flying lemur) is the source of this 2137-nucleotide messenger RNA. Its product is annotated as proprotein convertase subtilisin/kexin type 7. Gene Ontology annotation, cellular component: Golgi membrane; trans-Golgi network. The annotation marks the transcript as partial. Gene Ontology annotation, molecular function: serine-type endopeptidase activity. The record is from RefSeq and is a predicted model, not a curated record. The transcript is spliced from 12 exons. Lineage: Eukaryota; Metazoa; Chordata; Mammalia; Dermoptera; Cynocephalidae. Gene Ontology annotation, biological process: protein processing.
UGCUGCCGGAGACCCCAGGUCGACUCUCGGGGGUCGCAGGGAAAAGGGGCGAUCCGACCGCGAGAAGGAAGGCGGCCUAGUGGAGGCAGGAGCCCCUCUGGGAAGGUUACAGGGAGAACUGGGGCCAUGGCAGUCAGAGGAAGAAGAGCAAGGAGGUGUUUUUAAAGGUCGGAACCGAGAUGCCCUUUUCAGAGGACGCCAUGAAGAGGAAACCUCCGGGAGGGACCCUGUUGAACGUGCCCCGAGGACUCGGGGCGGCGGAGUCCGGCGAGUUAAGCCCCCCGGAGCCACUCGCCUUCCGUGAGGGAGCCGGCCCCGAGCGCGGGUUACUCGUGCCGGGCCGGCGGCACCCGCCGCUGAUUGGCUGCGGCGCCCGGGCGGAAGUGAUGCGGCUGUCACCGGCUCCCCCGGCUCCCGCGAAGCCGCGAGUUUCCGCAGGGAGGCGGCGGCGGCAGCUGCGACCGGGCCGGUCUGCAGUCUGUGUGCAGAGUCAACACUACUCACAGUAAAAGUGAAGCCUUUUCUCUAUUUGCCCAAAAUGAGUGUGACGUGGUUAGCCAGACCAGGAGCUCAACCUCAUGUAGAGUCCAGCCUACUGCUCUGAUGCCGAAGGGGAGGCAGAAAUUGCCACACUUGGAUGCCCCCCUGGGCCCGCCCACCUGCGUCUGGCUGGAAUUAGCUGGGCUCUUCUUUCUGGUUCCCUGGGUCAUGGGCCUGGCAGGAACAGGUGGGCCUGAUGCCCAGGGUCCAGGGGGACUAAGCUGGGCUGUGCAUCUAGACAGCCUGGAAGGUCAUGGGGAGGAAGAGACUCUAAAGCAACAGGCAGAUGUCUUGGCCCAGGCAGCAGGACUGGUGAAUGCUGGACGCAUUGGAGAGCUCCAGGGGCACUACCUCUUUGUUCAGCCAGCUGGGCACAGGCAGGCCCUGGAAGUGGAGGCCAUCCGGCAGCAGGCAGAGGCUGUGUUGGCCAGGCAUGAAGCUGUGCGCUGGCACUCAGAGCAGAGGCUGCUAAAGCGGGCCAAGCGCAGCGUCCACUUCAAUGAUCCCAAGUACCCUCAGCAGUGGCACCUGAAUAACCAGCGGAGCCCCGGCAGGGACAUCAAUGUGACAGGUGUGUGGGAGCGCAAUGUAACUGGACAAGGAGUGACAGUGGUGGUUGUGGAUGACGGAGUGGAACACACCAUCCAGGACAUUGCACCCAACUAUAGCCCUGAGGGUAGCUAUGACCUCAACUCUAAUGACCCUGACCCCAUGCCCCACCCGGAUGUGGAGAAUGGCAACCACCACGGCACAAGAUGUGCAGGAGAGAUUGCAGCUGUGCCCAACAACAGCUUCUGUGCAGUGGGAGUGGCAUAUGGGAGCCGCAUAGCAGGUAUCCGGGUGCUGGAUGGACCCCUCACAGACAGCAUGGAGGCCGUGGCGUUCAACAAGCACUAUCAGAUAAAUGACAUCUACAGCUGCAGCUGGGGACCAGAUGAUGAUGGGAAGACAGUGGAUGGCCCCCAUCAGCUUGGAAAGGCUGCGUUGCAACAUGGGGUGAUUGCUGGUCGCCAGGGCUUUGGAAGCAUCUUUGUGGUAGCCAGUGGGAAUGGAGGCCAGCACAACGACAACUGCAACUAUGAUGGCUAUGCCAACUCCAUCUACACAGUCACCAUAGGUGCUGUGGAUGAGGAGGGACGGAUGCCUUUCUAUGCAGAGGAGUGUGCCUCCAUGCUGGCAGUCACCUUCAGUGGAGGGGACAAGAUGCUCCGAAGCAUUGUGACCACUGACUGGGACCUUCAGAAGGGCACCGGCUGCACUGAGGGCCACACAGGGACCUCAGCUGCAGCACCUCUGGCAGCUGGCAUGAUAGCUUUAAUGCUGCAGGUACGGCCCUGCCUCACAUGGCGUGACGUUCAGCACAUCAUUGUCUUCACAGCCACCCAGUAUGAGGAUCGCCGAGCAGAGUGGGUCACCAACGAGGCAGGCUUCAGCCAUAGCCACCAGCAUGGUUUCGGCCUGCUCAAUGCGUGGAGACUCGUUAAUGCAGCCAAGAUCUGGACAUCUGUCCCUUACUUAGCUUCCUACGUCAGUCCCGUGUUAAAAGAGAACAAGGCUAUUCUGCGAUCCCCCCGCUCCCUGGAGGUCCUGUGGAAUG